Molecule: messenger RNA, 1488 nt
Organism: Tarenaya hassleriana
Lineage: Eukaryota; Viridiplantae; Streptophyta; Magnoliopsida; Brassicales; Cleomaceae
Product: probable sarcosine oxidase
Exons: 1
Coding region: 142-1389 (415 amino acids)
Molecular function (GO): flavin adenine dinucleotide binding; sarcosine oxidase activity
Source: RefSeq, a predicted model, not a curated record
AAAUCGUAGUUAAGCAUCCAAUAUUGUCCUUUUUCACUGCAACUGGGCUUUAAAAUUUUCUUCGGACGCGUACACUGCAGAGUCAGAGAGAUAACACUGCGUUUCUCGUUCUAUCACAACCAGAAGAUUCCUUCACUGGAGAUGGAUUAUUCCGGCGACCGAUGCUUCGACGUGAUCGUUGUCGGCGCCGGAGUUAUGGGUUCCUCCGCCGCGUACCAGCUAUCGAAAAGAGGCCUGAAAACGCUGCUUCUCGAGCAAUUCGACUUCCUCCACCACCGUGGAUCGUCCCACGGCGAGUCACGCACCAUACGAGCCACAUACCCGGAGGACUAUUACAACGCCCUGGUCGCCGAGUCGGCCGAGUUAUGGGAAGUGGCUCAGUCGGAGAUCGGCUACAGGGUUCAUUUCCCGACCAAACACUUCGACAUGGGCCCGACGGACCAGAAAUCCCUCAACGCCGUCGUCGCCACGUGUCGCAAGCACGGCCUGCCGCAUCGGAUCCUCGACUCACGCGCCGUGGCCGAGUUUUUCUCCGGCAGGUUCAACAUACCGGAGAAUUGGGUCGGAAUCACCACCGAGAUCGGCGGCGUGAUCAAGCCCACGAAGGCGGUUUCCAUGUUUCAGACGCUUGCCAUGAGAAACGGCGCCGUUUUAAGGGACAACACCAAAGUGGACAACAUAGUAAAAGACGAGGAAACCGGCGGAGGAGUGGUGGUUUCCACGGCAAACGGCGAUAAAUUCCUCGGCAAGAAGUGCAUUAUCACGGCGGGUGCGUGGAUACCAAAGCUUGUGAAAACGGUUGCCGGAAAAGAUAUCCCGGUGGAGCCAUUGGAGACGACGGUGUGUUACUGGAGGAUCAAAGAAGGGCACGAGGGUAAAUUCGCGAUAGACGGGGAUUUCCCGACAUUCGCGAGCUACAGUGAUCCGUACGUGUACGGAACGCCGUCACUGGAGUACCCGGGACUGAUAAAGGUGGCGGUUCACGGGGGGAACCGGUGUGACCCGGACAAGAGGCCAUGGAGACCAGGAGUGAGGCUGGAAGAACUGAAGGAAUGGAUAAAGGAGAGGUUCGGAGGGAUGGUGGAUUGGGCAAAGGGCCCGGUGGCGACACAGCUGUGUAUAUACUCGAUGACACCGGACGAGGAUUUCGUGAUGGAUUUCUUGGGAGGGGAGUUCGGGAAGGACGUGGUGGUCGGGGGAGGGUUUUCCGGCCAUGGGUUCAAGAUGGCGCCGGCGGUGGGGCGGAUUCUCGGUGAGCUGGCGACGGAGGGGGUGGCCGGAGGAGGGGUGGAGCUGAAGCAUUUCAGUCUAAGGAGAUUCGAGGAGAAUCCCAAAGGGAAUGCCAAAGAGUAUCCCGACAAAGUUGUUCUUGGAGCACAUCCUCAGUGAUUUCUUGUAUGAUUCGUCUUCUUGGCCACAAAUCUGAACUGUUUUUAGAAAGAACAAAAAUUGAAGAAAAAAUCAAUAAAGAUCGUGUCCUUCAUUCCA